UCAUGGUGACACUUGAGCUCAACCCCCGCUCUCUCACCUCUCCCCUGGGGAUCGUCCGGUUAUUCGAAAUCUUCCUUUCCUGCACGGCCUUCAGCCUGGUGGCCGUCCACCAAAGCUACAGCACCUCCUACGGGGCCUGGUCCAUGUUCACGUGGUGCUUCUGCUUUACCGUCUCCAUCUUCAUUGUGGUCAUGGAGUUCAUUGGCCUGGCUCAGUCGCUGCCGCUCUCCUGGGAAGACUUCAUCUCUGCUUUCUCCAUGCUGGCCACUCUCAUGAUCUUCACCACGUCCAUCGUCUACCCGUCCGUCUUCAUACCAAACAAGUGUGCAAGUCCCGGAAGCGGAAGCCACAAGUGCAGUUACGAGGGUGCAGCCACUGCUGUCUCUUGCUUGUGCUUUGUCGCCUAUGCUGUUGAAGUGGGAUUGACCCAGGCCAAAGCCGGAGAAGUCAGCAGCUUCCUCGCCACCGUUCCCGGCCUCCUGAAGGUGUUUGAGGCCUACGUGGCUUGCCUCAUCUUCUCCUUGGUGGAUGCCACUCCGUACUACAAGGACUUUCCCGGCUUGCAGUGGUGUCUCGCUGUCUACUGCAUCUGCUUUAUUGUCACCGUGCUCAUUCUAGUCCUCACCAUCGGACGUUGCCUCACCUACCUACCCCUCCCCGUGGAGAAGUUCCUGGUGGGCUUCAACAUCUUGGCCGUGCUCAUGUACCUCACGGCAGCCAUCAUUUGGCCCAUCUAUAGCUUCAAAAAUAAGUCAAAGCCUUCUUGUCACCCAUCUGAACCUCAGUGCAUGUCCUGGAACAACCGCCUGGGAGUGACCUUCCUGUCCUUCUUCAAUCUCAUCGCCUACAUUGUGGACUUGGUGUACUCCUCCAAGAUGGUUUUUCUGAGCAGCCCCGCUUAGCUUGGUCUCCUGGCUAGGCCUACUCAGGCCAGGAUGCAAGGCCAAGACAUUCGCCGGAGAGGGUGCGGUUGGUCUACAUGCGGUUUCUAACAUUCUCUUUAUUUAAAAAUGGUUUAUUUUUGUAUCAUUACAUGCAAUUCCUGCUCCUUGGAUAGGAUUGUGCAACAGCUGCUCUCGA
Molecule: messenger RNA, 1080 nt
Organism: Varanus komodoensis (Komodo dragon)
Lineage: Eukaryota; Metazoa; Chordata; Lepidosauria; Squamata; Varanidae
Product: myeloid-associated differentiation marker homolog
Exons: 1
Coding region: 3-902 (299 amino acids)
Cellular component (GO): membrane
Source: RefSeq, a predicted model, not a curated record